AUCAUCCAAUUGUUCUUCUUCCUUUUCUUCUUUGCCAAAAUAACGACCGAAAAACAACCAAAACAAUCAAAAUGAUCAAAUUUUUGUGCAUCUUUGCUCUCACUUUUGCUGUCGCUUCAGCUGGCAAAAUGAAAUUCGUCGACUGCGGACACAAAGAAGUAAUUUCACUCGAUGUCUCUGGUUGCGAAGGCGAUUAUUGUGUUCUUCAUAAAGGCAAAACCAUCGAUUUGGAUAUGAAAUGUAAAUCAAACCAAGAUUCAGAACAUCUUAAAUUAAUCAUCUCUGCCGAUGUCAAUGGAAUCGAAAUCGAAGUUCCCGGAUUCGAUCAAGAUGGUUGCCACUAUGUCCAAUGUCCAAUUCACAAAGGUCAAGAUUAUGAUAUCAAAUACAGUUACAAUGUUCCAGCAGUUCUGCCAAACAUCAAAGGCACCCUUACAGCUAAAGUCAUCGGUGAUAAUGGUUUAGUUGGCUGUUUGAAACUUAAUGGUGAAAUCGCCGAUUAAAUAUUUCUGUAAUUAAAUUUUUUAUUGGUCAUUUCAAUAAAGUGAUUAUUUGAUGAUAAAAAA
This is a messenger RNA of Dermatophagoides farinae (American house dust mite), 566 nucleotides long. RefSeq names its product mite group 2 allergen Pso o 2. Gene Ontology annotation, molecular function: sterol binding. Gene Ontology annotation, biological process: sterol transport. The record is from RefSeq and is a predicted model, not a curated record. NCBI's taxonomy places the organism in Eukaryota, Metazoa, Arthropoda, Arachnida, Sarcoptiformes, Pyroglyphidae.